Molecule: messenger RNA, 1356 nt
Organism: Lodderomyces beijingensis
Lineage: Eukaryota; Fungi; Ascomycota; Pichiomycetes; Serinales; Debaryomycetaceae
Source: the annotation of a GenBank genome assembly
AUGCGUUUUGCUCAGAUUGUCACCGCGGCUUUUUGUCUAGCUACAUCCUUGGUAUCAGCCCAGGCGCCAGCUCCAACUCCACAGGGAGAAGUGCUCGAGCUCAAGCAUGAGCUAGAUGACUACGUCGAGACCUAUUUCGACACUUUUGAAAUCGACACAUACUACAACGCCAUCGACUUGCUCCACAUCUCGUCGCAGAAACUCGAAAAGAGAGCCGACGGCAACAACAGUCGAGGCGAAUACUACCCGGCCAUUAGCCUGGCUUUGGAAAUGGUCAACUCGUCAGGCGUAUUGUGGACGCUCUUGGACGCCGUGGCUGACCACCCUAAUCGCGUUGAGGUCUUGACUAAUUUGACCUCGAGAUUGCUCGGCGGCGCAAACUUCACCAUCAGCGUUGCUGAUCUCAUUGGCACGUUGGGCGUGGCUGGCGGCAUGGGCAACUCUAGCGCCCCCUCUCAAAGUGCCUUGAACACCACCGAGUUGUUGGCCGUUGUCGAAAACAGCGGCUUGGUGAAGUCCUUGUUGGAUGGUAUAUUAUUGGACCAAAGCUUCAGGCCACGCUUGGUUGACUUGAUUGACAGGUUGGUGUUGUCGCAGCGCGAUCUCUUGCGAUACAUUUUCCAAGAUUUGUUAGCCAAGAGAGAUUUGAUCUUGCGCAGAGAAGACUUGGGCGAGUUGGUCAAGAGACAAGAUGAAUUCAACGGCACGUUGGAGUCAUUUAUUUUAAAUGCGGCUAAUUCAGUCUUGGGAUCUCAAAUCUUCACCAAUGUUGCCGAGAGCUUGUUGAACGCGUUGAAUGACACGGGUUUUGCCGUUUACACCGUCAAGAGGUUCUUAUCGAGUGACGCCUAUGUCAACAUGACGGCCGCGCUCGUUUCCGCGGUUGUUGACUCUGGAGCUAUCCAAAUUUCAUUUGAAGGCGUCAACACCACAGCAAUACUCGAAUCGGUCUUGUCUGACCCCGAGGGAAUCGCAGCCUUGAUUGGCGGUUUACUAAGCGGCGGCUCGUCAAAUGCAGUCUCCAAUAUCUUGUCAGGUACCUCGAUAAGCCAAUACAUGACGGCAAUCCAAGAAAUCUUGCAGGAUUUGGAAAGAAAGGGCACCUUUGCUGAAUUGAAUAGCUACAUCUGGGGAACAACAACAACAACCGCCACUGUAGCUGCCACUGCUACUAAUACAGCUCAAAGAAUCGCGGUGACUGCGGCACACACAACGUCUUCUUCGAGAAGUGCUUCCGCUUCGGGUGCAAAUAGGGACCAGGCUAAUUCCGCCUCCGGUGUCACGUCAAGUUUAAACUGGUUGAAACCCAUGAUUUACACUCAAGUGGCCAUCAUUGCGGGAUUGGUGUUCUUUUAA